UUUCUUUAUCAGAAACGCGAUUGCACUGCCAUAUUUGGGCCUCGGCAACCCCAAAUCGACAAAAAGAAACAUCAGCUUCAACCCAUUAGAAACACAGCAUUCGACGUACGGUAACCAUUCGAGAUGACAUAGCGCAGCUCCAGGGUCAUAAACAAAAACAAUCCCGCCCACCAGUCCUAUCCAUCAAUUGUUCUGCGUCACCGAGAUGGACGCCAUUUUGAUCGCAGCGUCGAGCCGCUGCGAAGAGCUGCGGACGCCGGGCCCGAUCAAUCUGAUUGUGUCCAUAUUCAUCCUCGUUGGGAUGCUCAUUUCCUACCUCCCUCAACACUAUCGAAUCAUCUCCCGUGGCACAUCUGAAGGAAUUUCGCCCUACUUCGUAUUACUCGGUGUCACUUCGGCUACAUCGGGCUUUGCGAAUAUCCUCACGUUGCCCCAGUCGAGACAGGACGUGACUUGCUGCAAGGAUUUGGAUACUUUCCAUUGCCUAGCUGGCCUGUUGGGUAUUGCGCAGUUGGGAGUGCAGUGGAUAUGUUUCGCCAUAAUUCUCGUCCUCUUCCUUGUUUUCUUUCGAUACGGCGAUGCCACGAUACCCGACGAAGAAGAGUUGCCGGGUGAAGCUCAGCCCAAAUGGCAGACUGCCGUCAUGGUAGCGGUUGUGUGCUUUCUGCAUGGGCUCGCGGUCAUUGUCAUUACCGCAGUGGUUGGAUACAUAUUCCCUGAUCAUCUUUCCGCCUGGGCCAAUACAUUGGGAAUCAUGGCGGCGGUCCUGGCUGGGAUACAAUAUAUACCCCAGAUUUGGACGACUUAUCAUCUCAAGCACGUCGGGAGUCUGAGCAUACCAAUGAUGUGCAUCCAAACUCCGGGAGGGUACUUGUUUGCAGGGAGCCUGUUUGCCCGUCUGGGAUGGGGAGGCUGGAGCUCCUGGGGUAUUUUCCUCCUCACAGCAACCAUGCAAGGGGUAUUGCUUUGCAUGGGCAUCUACUAUGAGAUCAGCAGAGGCAAAGCGAAGGCUCUCGCAGAAACAACAAACGGGACUCAUUCCCCUGAGGAGUCGGACGACUCUGAAAGAGACGACGACCCACUGGCAACACCACCUGAUGGAGGAAGAGCAGCCUACACUCCGGGCUUGGAUGAAGGCGUGCCAAGACUAUAUACAGCACACCCUGAACAUUACGCGAACACUCCAGAGGAGCUUCAGGGGAUAUUGGACCGGCAAGAAGCGGACGCGGCUGCGGAAACGCAACCCCUCCUCAAGCCUGGAGGAAUUGGCACACCUUACAACACGUAGCGCACCGGUGUGGGUCCCGGCAGCCUUUUGCUGUGGUAUGUUGAAGCGCACCUCGACUACAGUACAAGGCACGGCUUGCGUCGAUUCAUGUUCUUGACUCGGUGCUAACCAUGGGCCAGCUUGGAGAAAUGCCCCUUCUAUUAUUUAUUCAAGAAGUAUAUUAUUUGUACAUGGCAGCUUUUUCUUCUUUUUUGAUAUUCGGCAUUUAUAUCGCGCAACGGUAAUUACAAACAACCAGGGUUCUUAUUUGAUGAUUUUACGUUUUCAACGCAUUAUUUCAGUUCGCGAACCAUCGAUCGGCCAGAUUGUCAAUGCCGUACCGAGCUAACCAUGGCCAACCAACAAUCUGAUUCAUUCGCAAUUACUUACUAUAAAAGGUGUCGGCAAAAAACGCCCUUCGAUUUUCUCAGAAGUUGGGACGACGGUUCCAGCAGGCAUUGGUGAUCAGCAGUCUCUGGGGUACCUAUGUAAUAGGAAUGAACAAAAACGCUCAAUCAAUAUAAACACCGAAGUGGUUUCCUC
Molecule: messenger RNA, 1810 nt
Organism: Pyricularia grisea
Lineage: Eukaryota; Fungi; Ascomycota; Sordariomycetes; Magnaporthales; Pyriculariaceae
Exons: 3
Coding region: 206-1288 (360 amino acids)
Source: RefSeq, a predicted model, not a curated record